CAGGGUUCGUUCCAUGAUCUCGUUCGCCGCAAUGGCGAGCUUAGCCGAUUGCUCAACGAGGUUCAGGCGUUCUCCAAGACUUCUGAGGAACUCGAGGAAAAGCGCAAGAGCAUGGUUGGUCCUAAGAAGGCCGUCAAGCAGCAAGAGAUGCCCGAUCAGCUUAUCGUUGAGGAGGAACGCAACACGGGUAAUAUCACCGCUGCCACCUGGUGGGCUUAUAUCAAGGCCACUGGUGGUGUGAGCAUGGCUGUCUUAUUGAUUGCCCAGAUGCUUCUCCUUCAAGGUGGUACCGUCAUUCUUAACCAGUGGUUGACGUGGUGGACCGAGGACAGCUUUGCUGAGAACGUGAAAUGGUGGAUCGGUAUUUACAAUGGCAUUGGUUGGACUACUGUCGUCCUGCUUAUCAUCAUGAACAUCAGUGUGUUGUUGAGCACCGUCCGUGCUAGCCGAACUUUCCACUCCAAAGCUCUCCGUGGUGUUCUCGCUGCUCCCAUGUGGUGGUUCGAAGGCCAGCCUAUCGGUCGUAUCAUGAACCGUUUCUCCAAGGAUAUUGAGUCGAUCGAUCAACGUCUCAUGCCCCAGCUCUUCCAAUUGGUUGCUGGUACCGGUUCUCUCAUCUCGACUACUAUCAUCUUGGCCUACAGCACCCCAGUGAUGAUCGCUAUCUUGGUCCCGAUGAUGGGUGUCUACUGGAUUGUCCUUCGCUUCUACCGCAAGUCCCUCCGUGAGCUCAAGCGUCUCGAGUCUGUCCAGCGUGGUCCUCUCCAGUCCCGUAUCAGUGAGACUUUGGACGGUAUCCCGACUAUCAUGGCCUACAAGCGCGAACAUGACUUUGCUAGUGCCGUCGGUGGUCUGCUCGAUUGCGCCAACAAGCCUACCUUCUUGAGGUUCAACGCUGAGAUCUGGGUCACCCUUCGCAUGGAGAUCCUCUCGUCUUUCGUCGUGUUUAUCCUUGCUAUGCUCGCCCAUACCAAGGCCAUUGGCAAUUCGACUCAAUUCUCUUUGGCUUUGACCUACGCCUCUACCUUGACGUACAUCAUGAACUUGCUGUUGAAGAGUGCUGCCAACGUCGAAGCUGAGAUGAACUCUGUUGAGCGUCUCAUUGAAUACACCGAGAGCCUUCCCAAAGAGCCCCCUGCCCGUCUUGAAUCAGACCCAACGAAGGCGAUGUGGCCUACUCGCGGCGAGAUCGUUCUCCGUGACAUUGAAGCCGCUUACCCGUCUCGCCCUGACAAGCUUGUUCUUCGUGAUGUCAGUCUGACGUUCAACCCUGGUGAGACCGUCUUCAUUGUUGGUCGUACCGGUUCUGGCAAGUCAACCCUCCUGUCGCUGUUGCUCCGCAUGAUCGAAGCUGGUAACGGUACCGUUGAGAUCGAUGGCAGAGAUAUUACUUCUCUCGGUGUCUCUACUCUCCGUCAGGGCAUGCAAGUUAUCCCUCAGGAUCCUUUCAUCUUCUCGGGUACCAUUCGCUCGUCGCUAGACUUCGAUGGACACCAUGAUGACAGCACCCUUUGGCACGCUCUUGACCUCGUCGGUCUGAAACCAUUUGUUUCUACCCAAGAGUCCAAGUUGGAUACCAAAGUGGAAGACAAUGGCUCUAACUACUCAGUCGGUCAACGUCAGCUUCUCUGUCUCGCAGCUGCCAUCCUACGGAACCCCAAAAUUCUCCUUCUCGAUGAAGCCACCGCUUCCAUCGAUGCUGGUGCCGACGUGUUCAUCCAGCAAGCCAUGCGUAACAGCUGCCCUGAAGCCACCAUUCUCAGUGUCAUGCACCGUCUUAGCGAUCGCAUUUUGGAGGAGUGUGACAAGGUUUUGGUAAUGGAACAAGGUGUACCCAUUGAGUACGCAUCACCACGAGACCUACUUGCGCGCCCCAACUCGAUGUUCUCGAAGUUGAUGGCCGCAGCCAGGAAUAACUCAUAAACCUCGUAUCCACCCGAGUCCACGACCCUUCAAUGACGCACGCAGACCUCAUGGCAUGGAAGAAAAAAAUCUCAACGAACCUCUCCUCAACAAUUUAUUUGGUUGGCUGUAAUCUCCCCAACUCUCUUUCGCUGAUUAUUAAUUUACGCAUUUACACCUGUAUUAUAUGGGACCACUUGACUUUUUUUACAUUAUUCCCGUACUGCAUUCAUGCACUAAAGGACUAUUAUUUCUGGUGUAAAUAGCUUUUAACAAUAUUUAUCUGAAUGAAUUUCAUUUCCCCUAUAAAAAAA
Molecule: messenger RNA, 2216 nt
Organism: Serpula lacrymans var. lacrymans S7.9
Lineage: Eukaryota; Fungi; Basidiomycota; Agaricomycetes; Boletales; Serpulaceae
Exons: 6
Coding region: 112-1923 (603 amino acids)
Biological process (GO): transmembrane transport
Cellular component (GO): membrane
Molecular function (GO): ABC-type transporter activity; ATP binding; ATP hydrolysis activity
Source: RefSeq, a predicted model, not a curated record